This is a messenger RNA of Ascochyta rabiei, 417 nucleotides long. Its product is annotated as mitochondrial import inner membrane translocase subunit TIM16. Gene Ontology annotation, biological process: protein import into mitochondrial matrix. The transcript has 2 exons. Lineage: Eukaryota; Fungi; Ascomycota; Dothideomycetes; Pleosporales; Didymellaceae. The coding region runs from base 1 to 417 and encodes 138 amino acids. The record is from RefSeq and is a predicted model, not a curated record. Gene Ontology annotation, cellular component: TIM23 mitochondrial import inner membrane translocase complex.
AUGGCACACCGCAUAAUAACACAGGUCGUGUUUUCCGGCGCACGCAUUAUAGGCCGCGCCGUCUCCGAAUCCUACCGUCAAGCCGCUGCCUCGCAGAAGUUUGCCGCCGCCAAUGCUGGAAGUGGCGGCGGCAGCGCCUUCUCGUCCUCCAACAUCACCAUGGACGAGGCCUGCAAGAUCUUGAACGUUGCCCCGGGCAAGAUGGGCACAAUAGAAGCAGAGGCCGUCACCGAACGUUUCAAGCGACUGUUCGACAUGAACGAUCCGAAGAAGGGUGGCAGUUUCUACCUGCAGAGCAAGAUCCUAAGGGCUAGAGAGAGGAUUGAACGAGAGUUGCAAGGCCACCGACGGAUGGCUGAGAGGGAGCAGGAGCUGACAGAAGGGUUCAAGCCAAAGUUCACGAAAGAUGACAAGUGA